UAUCACUUGCAAGCAACCACAUACCUUACCUUCAGCCGUUUUCGCUGAGGAAUUCACUUCCUAGGUUUCACGAGGGGGAAGCCAAGGCAAUCGAGAAACAGGCAAUGGACAUCUGACGGGUGCUAGACGAAACAGCUCGACUCGUAACGAAUCGAAAGACCGUCGAUUUCAUCCGAGAUAGAAACACGACGAGGGCGAAAAUCUCUGUUUAGUGUGGGGGAGCGUGGACCGUGCGAGCCCGCUGGCGCCUGGGAAAAGCAGUGAAUAAUGGGGAAUGGCCUAUCCGUAGGGCAUACACGGGAGCACAGGUGGCAGAUGGGUUCGCAGCUGCUUCAGCUGCAGGUUUCAGCUGCCGCGGCGCCGCUGCUGCUUUCGCUACUGCCGCUGAGCCUAGCUGGAAGUCCGUCAAGAAGAGAGCUUGGCGAGGGCGGUGCAGAGAAGGACGAGCUCAUCGUCGCGGUGAUAGGCGGGGUACUGCUGCUCCUCACUCUCGUCGUUCUCGUCGCCAUCUUCCUAUGGAAGCCGUCGGGCAAAGGAGGGAAGUCCGGGAAGGCGGGCAUGUGGGUGAAGGGCGUCGACACCCCCAAGGGCUCGGCGGUGAUUCGGCUGGGCUCGCAAAAAUACAACAUGAGCUCGACCGAAGACGUCGCCGUGCCGUCGCUGCCCCUCAACGACCUCCAAGUGGCGACGAACGGCUUUAGCGAAGAGAGCGCGGUUGGCGACGUUGGUUACAGCACGGUGUACCGUGGCGAAGGGCCCAACGGCGAGGCGUGGGCUGUGAAGCGCGCAAAGCGGGUGUCUCUCGAAGGCUCGCACCUGUUCCGGAACGAGGUUGACUUCCUAUCGCAAGUGAAUCACGAGAACAUCGUGACGCUCCUCGCCUCGUGCGACGAGAACAACGAGCAAAUCCUCGUCUUCGAAUUCCUCCCAAACGGCCCACUCUCCACUUGGCUGCGCCCUCCCCCAGGCGACGCGCGUCCCCCCCUGGCGUUCGAGCAGCGGCUGGACAUUGCGCUGGGUGUGGCGGAGGCUCUGCGAUACUUGCACUCGUUCACCAAACCCACCAUCAUCCACCGGGACGUUAAGUCGGACACCAUCCUGCUCGACCAGAACUUCAAGGUGAAGGUGGGCGGGCUCGGACUCCUGAAGCAUCUCCCCGGGGAGGCCAUGCGACUGCGCAUGGCGCGCAAGAAGGGCUACCUCGACCCCGAGUACUUCCAGACGUUUAAAGUCACCACUAAGUGCGACGUUUACAGCUUUGGCGUGGUCAUGCUGGAAAUGCUUACCGGCCAGCCGCCCAUUGUUCAGAACCCCUCGCGCCUGCCACCCUCGCCGCCCACUCCCGCUACUCCGAGCUCGCCUGGCGCUGCCCCGGAGCCCCCCUGCCCUGCUCCCCCUAUGACCUUGCCUCAGUGGGCCCUGCCGCUGAUCCACGAGGGCAAGCUAGACGAGCUCGUAGACCCGCGCCUCCCGGCCGACUACCCCCGCGACUCCCUCCUCUCCCUCGCGCGUAUCGCUGCGGCCUGCGUGGCCCCCCUGCGCAAGGACCGCCCCGACAUGCCCAAGGUCACCUUCCUGCUCGCGGAACUCAAGAGGCCAGCUGCUUCCCGGUCGGUGGCGUUUGCAAGGUUCAAUGCUGCUGGGCACAAGGUGGUUCCCACUGGGAUGACGCAAUGAGGAGGAGGGGAGGGGAGGGGAGGGGAGAGGAGAGGAGCAUCGAUACACCUGGCAUCCUUGUUGAAGACCCUUUCCCAUCGGCACCAUACCUAUUCAUACCGCAACUACCUUACCUGCUGCACCUACAAGCGCUGGUCCCCCUGGCUUCGUGCAGGGGACCUCGCCUCCCCGUGCUGCUGUUGUAUGCUAACCACGGAUUAGGCUGACCACGCUGUCACUUCACACCACCUCACACCACUUCACACCACUGCACACUUUUCACACGUCUCACCACUCCACACCACCACCAACUCCACCAUUCCUGCCGGCUGGCAAUCUUGUGCUUGCCUCCGACCACCCCUCUCUCAGUGGCCGCACUAGUCUACUGGUGCACUAGUUCCAUGGUGCGGUAGUCUCUUCCUUCCCCCAGGCCUGUGCUGUGUACUGAUGCUGGCGGGUGCUGUGCAGGCCUGGUGUCUGUUCUAUAUGUCAGCUGCUCUCCCUGUGUCUGUCUCUCUGGGCUGUAUUCUGAUCCUUACUGCCUCUGUACUAGUGUCGGCUGAUGCUUGGUAAAAUCCUGUGUCAAUAAUAAAGACCUUGGUGG
Molecule: messenger RNA, 2260 nt
Organism: Closterium sp. NIES-67
Lineage: Eukaryota; Viridiplantae; Streptophyta; Zygnematophyceae; Desmidiales; Closteriaceae
Source: the annotation of a GenBank genome assembly